Molecule: messenger RNA, 7070 nt
Organism: Chrysochloris asiatica (Cape golden mole)
Lineage: Eukaryota; Metazoa; Chordata; Mammalia; Afrosoricida; Chrysochloridae
Gene: PCNX
Product: pecanex homolog (Drosophila)
Exons: 36
Coding region: 1-6864 (2287 amino acids)
Cellular component (GO): membrane
Source: RefSeq, a predicted model, not a curated record
AUGGGGUCGCAGACGUUGCAAAUCCUCCGGCAGGGGGUCUGGGCCGCGCUCAGCGGGGGCUGGUACUAUGACCCGCACCAGGCCACCUUCGUGAACGCGCUGCACCUCUACCUGUGGCUCUUUCUGCUCGGCCUGCCCUUCACCCUCUACAUGGCUCUUCCGUCUUCCAUGAUUAUAGUAGCAGUUUAUUGUCCUGUGAUAGCUGCUGUUUUCAUUGUUCUGAAGAUGGUCAACUACCGACUACAUAGAGCACUUGAUGCUGGAGAAGUUGUAGAUAGGAGAACAAAUGAGUUCACAGAGCAGCGAACCAAAACUGAACAAGGCAACUGUUCAGCUAGGAGAAAAGACAGCAAUGGCCCAAGUGAUCCUGGCGGAGGGAUUGAAAUGUCUGAGUUUAUUCGAGAGGCAACACCCCCAGUUGGUUGCAGUUCAAGGAAUUCUUACGCUGGUCUAGAGCCAAGCAACCAGAUUGGAUCUGGUUCCUCUCGUCUUGGAACAGCAGCAACCAUUAAAGGAGAUACAGACACUGCUAAAACUUCUGAUGAUAUCAGUUUAAGUCUGGGUCAGAGCUCUAGUAUUUGUAAGGAAGGAAGUGAAGAACAAGAUUUGGCAACGGAUCGGAAGCUCUUCCGUCUGGUCUCCAAUGACUCCUUCAUCUCCAUUCAGCCUUCCUUAUCCUCUUGUGGACAGGAUUUACCAAGGGACUUCAGCGACAAAGUGAGCCUGCCAAGUCACAGCCACCACCACCACGUUGACCAGUCUCUGUCUAGUGCCUGUGACACAGAAGUGGCUUCUCUCGUACCUUUACACUCACACUCUUACAGGAAAGACCACCGGCCGCGAGGUGUACCACGGACUUCUAGCUCUGCUGUAGCUUUUCCAGAUACUUCACUGACUGACUUCCCUCUCUAUCAACAAAGACGUGGGUUAGAUCCAGUCAGUGAGUUAGAAUCUUCCAAGCCUCAUUCUGGAUCAAAAGAAUCCUUGGUGGAGAAUUCUUGUUUAUCUGGGGAAUUUCAGUUUGUUGGUGACCUGAAGAAAAGCAAUUCUCAGCCACCCACAAAAACUGGGAAGCGCAAGCCUUUAAAAGCAGACAAAAGCAUGGACAGCUUGAGGAGCCUGAGCACACGGAGCAGUGGGUCUACUGAAAGCUAUUGCAGUGGGACAGACCGUGACACUAACAGCACUGUCAGCAGCUAUAAAAGUGAGCACACCAGCUCAACUCACAUAGAAAGCAUCCUGUCAGAACAUGACGAGUCUCCUAACAUAGGAAGAAAAGGUGAUGGCAAAAAAGAAGGCAGUGUCGACGCAGAAGCAAAGAGUGACAAAAGGACUAGUAGUGAAAAACCUGCUUUGGAAGGCAGUACUAAUAGUGGGGUUCAAGAGGCCAAGGAUUCUAACACCUCUGAUGAUAUGCACAACCAGAGAAGUCUCAGUACCUCUGCAUCUGAAGAAGCCAAUAAAAAUCCUCAUGCAAAUGAAUUUACUUCACAAGGGGACACACCUCUGGAGAAGACACCUGAAAGCAUAGAGGAACAGGGUGGCAAGUCAGCCGUUUCAUUGGAUUCAAAAAUGUGUAAAGAUGUUGGUGGAAAGCAAAAGGAAGGGGAUGUACGACCCAAGUCUUCCAGCUUAAUCCACCGGACAGCCUCUGUCCACAAGUCAGGCAGGAGACGGACAGGGAAAAAACGGGCCAGCAGUUUUGACUCAAGUCGGCACAGGGACUGUGUUUCCUUUCGUGGUGUUUCUGUUACUAAACCACAUAGUGCAGUAUUUUGUCAUGAUGAGGACUUCAGUGAUCAAAGUGACUUGAGUAGGACAUCCAGUAUUCGGUCUGCUCACCAGUUCAGCAGUGAUAGCUCUUCUAGUACCACUUCUCAUUCAUGUCAGUCUCCCGAAGGCAGAUACAGUGCUCUAAAGACCAAAUACACUCAUAAAGAAAGGGGCACAGACUGUGAACACACACACAAGGCUCAUUCGGGUCCUGAAGGAACUGGCAAAAAGCGGGCCACACGACGGACUUCCAGCUCAAAUAGUGCCAAAACUCGUGCCCGAGUGUUGAGCCUGGACAGUGGUACAGUUGCGUGUUUGAAUGACUCCAAUAGGCUCAUGGCACCUGAAAGCAUAAAACCAUUAACCACGUCAAAAUCAGAUCUUGAGGCCAAAGACGGAGAGGUGCUAGAUGAGCUGUCUUUAUUGGGAAGGGCUUCGCAGUUAGAGACAGUUACUCGAUCUAGGAAUAGCUUGCCAAGCCAGGUUGCAUUUCCUGAAGGGGAAGAGCAAGAUGCAGCCAGUAGAGCAGCGCAGGCCAGCGAGGAGGUGGUGUCAUUUCGCCGUGAACGCAGCACUUUUAGGCGCCAGGCAGUACGGCGCCGGCACAAUGCAGGGAGUAACCCUACCCCUCCUACAUUGCUCAUCGGAUCACCCCUAAGCCUUCAAGAUGGUCACCAAGGCCAGCAGUCCACAGCCCAAGUCCAACUCCAGUCCCGUCCCCCUUCCCAGGCUGCUGUGCUCACUGCUAGUGCCUCCUUGCUGGUGAGAAAUGGGAGUGUCCACUUAGAAGCAUCACAUGACAGUGCUUCUGCUGUAGGCGGCAGCAGUUUGCACGAUGAACUUGGUAAGUUCUCUUCUACGCUCUAUGAGACUGGUGGCUGUGAUAUGUCACUUGUGAAUUUUGAACCAGCAGCAAGAAGAACAUCCAAUGUCUGUGACACGGAUUCUCACGUAUCCAGUUCUACCUCAGUUCGAUUUUAUCCGCAUGAUGUGCUCUCUCUUCCACAGAUUCGACUGAAUAGAUUAUUGACCAUCGACACAGAUUUGUUGGAGCAACAGGGCAUUGAUCUAAGCCCUGACUUGGCAGCUACUUAUGGUCCAACAGAAGAAGCUGCCCAAAAGGUUAAACAUUAUUACCGUUUUUGGAUCCUACCCCAACUAUGGAUUGGCAUUAACUUCGACAGACUGACACUUUUGGCCCUGUUUGAUAGAAAUCGUGAGAUCCUGGAAAAUGUGUUAGCUGUCAUUUUGGCUAUUCUUGUGGCUUUUUUGGGAUCUAUUCUUCUGAUACAAGGCUUUUUCCGAGAUAUCUGGGUUUUCCAGUUCUGCCUGGUGAUAGCCAGCUGCCAAUACUCACUGCUCAAGAGUGUCCAACCAGAUUCUUCUUCUCCAAGACAUGGUCAUAAUCGUAUCAUUGCCUACAGUAGACCAGUUUAUUUCUGUUUGUGCUGUGGUCUUAUUUGGCUCUUGGAUUAUGGUAGCAGAAACAUGACUUCAACCAAGUUCAAAUUAUAUGGAAUAACUUUUACCAACCCACUGGUACUUAUAUCAGCCAGGGAUUUAGUUAUAGUGUUUACACUUUGUUUCCCAAUAGUAUUUUUCAUUGGUCUCCUGCCUCAGGUGAAUACAUUUGUAAUGUACCUUUGUGAGCAAUUGGAUAUUCAUAUAUUUGGUGGUAAUGCCACAACAAGCCUGCUUGCAGCACUUCACAGUUUUAUCUGUAGCAUUGUGGCGGUAGCCCUGCUGUAUGGACUGUGUUACGGCGCUCUAAAGGAUUCUUGGGAUGGCCAACAUAUUCCAGUACUUUUCUCCGUUUUUUGUGGUUUGUUAGUAGCAGUAUCAUAUCAUCUCAGCCGACAAAGUAGUGAUCCAUCUGUACUUUUCUCUUUGGUGCAAUCAAAGAUUUUUCCAAAAACGGAAGAGAAAAAUCCUGAAGAUCCCCUGUCUGAAGUAAAAGAUCCAUUGCCUGAAAAACUUAGAAAUUCUGUUAGUGAACGCUUACAGUCUGACCUAGUGGUCUGCAUUGUAAUCGGUGUGCUGUAUUUUGCUAUUCAUGUAAGCACAGUAUUCACAGUUUUGCAGAUUUCCUAUGCUGCCACUAUGAUGUGGUUUGAGAAACUUCAUGUGUGGCUUCUUUUUGUGGAGAAGAAUAUCAUCUACCCAUUGAUUGUUCUCAAUGAGCUUAGUAACAGUGCAGAGAUGAUUGCUAGUCCAAAAAAACUGGAUACAGAACUAGGUGCUUUAAUGAUCACCAUUGCUGGUUUGAAGUUGCUGAGAUCCUCUUUUAGCAGCCCUACUUAUCAGUACAUCACAGUCGUCUUCACCAUUCUCUUUUUCAAAUUUGAUUAUGAAGCUUUUUCAGAGACCAUGCUACUGGACCUCUUCUUCAUGUCCAUACUCUUCAACAAGCUUUGGGAACUCCUUUAUAAAUUGCAGUUUGUGUAUACCUACAUUGCCCCAUGGCAGAUUACCUGGGGUUCUGCCUUCCAUGCUUUUGCUCAGCCCUUUGCAGUGCCCCACUCAGCCAUGUUGUUUGUUCAGGCUAUUGUUUCAGCCUUCUUUUCUACUCCACUAAACCCUUUCCUGGGAAGUGCAGUGUUCAUCACUUCAUACGUCCGGCCUGUGAAAUUCUGGGAGAGAGACUAUAACACAAAACGAGUGGAUCAUUCAAAUACCAGACUGGCUUCCCAGCUUGACAGAAAUCCAGGAUCAGAUGACAACAAUUUGAAUUCCAUCUUUUAUGAGCAUUUAACCAGAUCCUUACAACACAGUCUCUGUGGCGACCUGCUUCUAGGACGCUGGGGGACUUACAGUACUGGGGAGUGCUUCAUUCUGGCCUCUGACUACCUCAAUGCACUAGUGCACCUUAUUGAGAUAGGCAAUGGCCUGGUCACAUUCCAGCUGCGGGGACUGGAAUUCAGAGGUACUUACUGUCAACAACGGGAAGUGGAAGCUAUUACUGAGGGUGUAGAGGAAGAUGAAGGAUUCUGCUGUUGUGAACCGGGCCAUAUUCCUCAUGUGCUUUCAUUUAAUGCUACAUUUGGCCAGCGCUGGCUUGCUUGGGAAGUGGUAGUCACUAAGUAUAUUUUGGAGGGUUACAGCAUCACUGACAAUAGUGCUGCUUCUAUGCUUCAAGUCUUUGACCUUCGGAAAGUGCUUACCACCUAUUAUGUGAAGGGUAUCAUUUAUUAUGUCACAACAUCCUCUAAGUUAGAGGAAUGGCUUGCUAAUGAACCAAUGCAGGAAGGACUCCGUCUCUGCGCAGAUCAAAAUUAUGUUGAUGUGGACCCGACCUUUAACCCAAACAUUGAUGAAGACUAUGACCAUCGGCUAGCAGGCAUAUCCAGGGAGAGUUUCUGUGUGAGUUACCUCAACUGGAUAGAAUAUUGCUCUUCCCGAAGAGCAAAGCCUCUGGAUGUGGACAAAGAUUCAUCCCUGGUAACACUUUGUUAUGGACUCUGUGUCCUGGGGCGGAGAGCUUUGGGAACCGCAUCCCACCAUAUGUCUAGUAAUUUAGAAUCAUUCCUCUAUGGAUUACAUGCCCUAUUUAAGGGAGAUUUCCGUAUUUCUUCAAUUCGAGAUGAAUGGAUCUUUGCUGACAUGGAAUUGUUAAGAAAAGUAGUAGUUCCUGGAAUACGUAUGUCCAUUAAACUUCACCAGGAUCACUUUACUUCUCCAGAUGAGUACGACGACCCCACUGUCCUCUAUGAAGCCAUUGUGUCUCAUGAAAAAAACCUCGUAAUAGCUCAUGAAGGGGAUCCUGCAUGGCGGAGUGCAGUCCUCGCCAACUCUCCUUCCUUGCUUGCUCUGCGGCAUGUCAUGGAUGAUGGCACCAAUGAAUAUAAAAUCAUCAUGCUCAACAGACGCUACCUUAGCUUCAGAGUCAUUAAAGUGAACAAGGAAUGUGUCCGAGGGCUUUGGGCAGGGCAACAGCAGGAGCUUGUUUUCCUACGUAACCGUAACCCAGAAAGAGGUAGCAUCCAAAAUGCAAAGCAAGCUCUGAGAAACAUGAUAAACUCAUCUUGUGAUCAACCUAUUGGCUACCCAAUCUUUGUCUCACCCCUGACAACUUCUUACUCUGACAGCCAUGAACAGCUUAAAGAAAUUCUUGGGGGACCUAUCAGCUUGGGAAACAUCAGAAGCUUCAUCGUAUCCACCUGGCACAGGUUAAGGAAAGGGUGUGGAGCUGGUUGUAACAGUGGUGGCAAUAUUGAAGAUUCAGAUACCGGAGGUGGAACUUCCUGCACUAGUCACAAUGCAACCACUGCCAAUGAUCCCCACAGCAACGUGUCCCAAGGAAGCACUGGACACGCAGGACAAGAAUCAGGAGCAGGGCUCCAUCCACCUGUCACAGCUCAUCCUCCAGCAUUAGGCACUAGCCACAGCUCUCACUCUGUCCAGUCAAGUCUGGUCAGACAGUCCCCUGCGCGAGCCUCGGUAGCCAGCCAGUCCUCUUACUGCUAUAGUAGCCGGCAUUCAUCUCUCCGGAUGUCCACUACUGGAUUUGUGCCUUGCCGGCGCUCUUCCACCAGUCAGAUAUCACUUCGAAACUUACCUUCAUCCAUCCAGUCCCGCCUCUCCAUGGUGAACCAGAUGGAACCCUGCGGACAGAGUGGCAUGGCCUGUGUGCAGCACGGCCUACCUUCUUCCAGCAGCUCCAGCCAAAGCAUCCCAGCCUGCAAACACCAUGCUCUUGUGGGCUUUCUUGGGACAGAUGGAGGUCAGAAUGGUGCCACUGAUGCACAGCCAGGCAACAGUCCUGCCAAUAAUUCACAUGCCAAAAAGGGGGAAGUGAUUUACAGAGUCCAAAUUGUGGAUCCCAGUCAAAUUCUGGAUGGAAUCAACCUGUCAAAAAGGAAAGAGCUGCAGUGGCCCGACGAAGGAAUUCGGUUAAAAGCUGGGCGAAACAGCUGGAAAGACUGGAGUCCUCAGGAAGGCAUGGAAGGCCAUGUGAUUCACCGAUGGGUGCCUUGCAGCAGAGAUCCAGGUACUAGAUCCCACAUCGACAAGACAGUACUGCUGGUCCAGAUUGAUGAUAAAUAUGUGACUGUAAUUGAAACUGGGGUACUAGAACUUGGAGCUGAAGUGUGAGCAAGUAUUUUAUAACUACAUUAUUUCCCUCUGAAUUCCAAGACAGGAAGAAAGAGGAGAGAGCAGAAGAUGCCAGCAGGCAUCACUUUGAUCUGAUGUGGGAGAGACUUGGAAAUAGAGUGGGCUUGGGAAAGCGCCUCUCCUUCACCCUUCACCAUGACUUCUGUCACUGUCUUCAUCCCCAAAUAAAGCAGAAAUAUUUUUUU